Molecule: messenger RNA, 605 nt
Organism: Xiphophorus couchianus (Monterrey platyfish)
Lineage: Eukaryota; Metazoa; Chordata; Actinopteri; Cyprinodontiformes; Poeciliidae
Gene: rpl32
Product: ribosomal protein L32
Exons: 4
Coding region: 162-569 (135 amino acids)
Biological process (GO): translation
Cellular component (GO): cytosolic large ribosomal subunit; ribosome
Molecular function (GO): structural constituent of ribosome
Source: RefSeq, a predicted model, not a curated record
AUUAUUUUAAAAUGAAACGUCUAUUUCACUUGUACCGAAAAGAGUUUACUAUUCCUCGCAGAAAAAUACAUCACCCAUAAGGCAUUGCCAGAUUUGCGGAAGUCCUUUUCUUUCUUUCCGCCGUCGCCGAAGUCCCUUUUGGAUUUAGACCGGCGGUCAUCAUGGCAGCCCUCAGGCCCCUAACAAAACCCAAGAUUGUCAAGAAGAGAACCAAGAAGUUCAUUCGCCAUCAAUCUGAUAGAUAUGUCAAGAUUACGCAAAACUGGCGCAAGCCCAGAGGUAUUGACAACAGGGUUCGCAGGAGGUUCAAGGGUCAGAUGCUGAUGCCCAACAUUGGUUAUGGUAGCAACAAGAAAACCAAGUUCAUGCUGCCAUCUGGGUUCAAGAAGUUCCUGGUGCACAAUGUCAAGGAGCUGGAGGUUCUGAUGAUGAAUAACAAGACUCACUGUGCUGAGAUUGCCCACAACGUCUCUUCCAAGAACAGGAAGCUGAUUGUGGAGAGAGCAGCUCAGCUGGCAAUCAAGAUCACCAACCCCAAUGCCAGGCUCAGGAGCGAGGAGAACGAAUAAACUGGUUGUUCAUAAUAAACUCUUUAAAAUCAAAAU